Vigna unguiculata (cowpea) is the source of this 980-nucleotide messenger RNA. RefSeq names its product ras-related protein RABC2a-like. The record is from RefSeq and is a predicted model, not a curated record. Gene Ontology annotation, molecular function: GTPase activity; GTP binding. NCBI's taxonomy places the organism in Eukaryota, Viridiplantae, Streptophyta, Magnoliopsida, Fabales, Fabaceae.
UUCUUUAACUUCUCUUUCACUCUCGAAAUGAAAAAUGCUGCUAAAGUUAUACCCCAUUCUAUCAUUACAGGUUACCUUUUCUGCUUUCUCUUCUCUCUCUCUACCCACUUCCAUAACAUAGCUUCCUUUCUUUGUACUUUUCACUCACAAAGAUAUACAUAUAUAGAAACACAAACACUUUUUUCAGAAGCACUUCGUUGUUGUCAUCAUCAUCAUCAUUCAGAGAGAGAAUGAGUUCUUCUUCUGGUCAGAGCAGUGGCUAUGAUCUCUCUUUCAAGAUCUUGUUGAUCGGUGACUCUGCCGUGGGAAAAAGUAGCCUCCUUGUUAGCUUCAUCUCCAACUCUGUUGAAGAUAUUUCCCCCACAAUCGGUGUUGAUUUUAAGAUCAAGGUGUUCGAAGUAGGUGGGAAGAGAUUGAAACUGACUAUUUGGGACACAGCUGGACAAGAAAGGUUUAGAACGCUAACUAGUUCUUACUAUAGAGGAGCGCAAGGAAUCAUUCUUGUUUAUGAUGUAACGAGAAGAGACACCUUCACAAACUUAUCAGAAGUGUGGUCUAAAGAAGUGGAACUCUAUUCAACUAAUCAGAAUUGCGUGAAGAUGCUAGUAGGAAAUAAAGUUGACAGAGAUUCUGAAAGGGUUGUGACUAAAGAAGAGGGUUUAGCACUUGCCGAGGAGUUAGGAUGUCUGUUUUUUGAAUGCAGUGCCAAAACUAGAGAAAAUGUGAAUCGAUGUUUCGAGGAACUUGCACAAAAGAUAAUGGAAGUUCCUAGUCUUCUGGAAGAAGGAUCUACAGUGGUGAAAAGGAAUGUUUUAAAGCAACAACCGCAACCCCAAGCAUCCGAACUUGGUGGCUGUUGCUCUUAAUUGUUCCAAUGUGUUGUAAAUUGAGUCAUAAUUGGUCCCUCAGAUUCCUGUAUAUGGAAUUUCUCCUAUUCUUGUAUUUUCUUUAUUGAAUUAAUGGGCACUUGUUUCUGUGUA